Molecule: messenger RNA, 13436 nt
Organism: Rhea pennata
Lineage: Eukaryota; Metazoa; Chordata; Aves; Rheiformes; Rheidae
Gene: WDFY3
Product: WD repeat and FYVE domain containing 3
Exons: 66
Coding region: 206-10708 (3500 amino acids)
Biological process (GO): aggrephagy
Molecular function (GO): metal ion binding; protein binding
Source: RefSeq, a predicted model, not a curated record
CCCGGCACCCGGGCCGGGCCGGCCGCAGCGGCACCCCCGGAGCCCUCCCCCCCGCCGCCCCCAGCGCCGCUGCCUGCCGUGAGAGAACAGCUUUGGUCGUGAAGAGAAUCCUCGGAAAGGAAUGGGCCCUGCUCUCCAGAAGCUGUUUGUCCUGAUCCCAGGAAUGCUGUAGAGGGUGGAAGGAAGCUUUCAGAAGUCGGUCAAGAUGAAUAUGGUGAAGAGGAUCAUGGGCCGGCCCCGGCAGGAGGAGUGCAGCCCCCAGGAUAACGCGCUGGGGCUGAUGCAUCUGCGUCGCCUCUUCACAGAGCUUUGCCAUCCUCCGCGGCACAUGACCCAGAAGGAACAAGAGGAAAAACUGUACAUGAUGCUGCCGGUGUUCAACAGGGUGUUUGGAAAUGCUCCUCCAAGUACAAUGACAGAAAAAUUUUCUGACCUCCUGCAGUUUACUACUCAAGUGUCACGAUUGAUGGUGACGGAGAUUCGACGGAGAGCAUCAAAUAAGUCCACAGAGGCUGCUAGUCGUGCCAUAGUCCAGUUUCUGGAGGUCAAUCAAAGUGAAGAAGCAAGUAGAGGUUGGAUGCUGCUCACCACAAUUAAUUUACUAGCUUCAUCAGGACAGAAAACUGUGGACUGCAUGACUACGAUGUCAGUGCCUUCCACGCUUGUAAAAUGUCUAUAUCUGUUUUUUGACCUUCCACAUGUGCCUGAGGUAGUUGGAGGAGCACAGAAUGAGCUACCUCUCGCAGAGCGCCGAGCGCUACUACAGAAAGUCUUUGUACAGAUCUUAGUAAAAUUGUGCAGUUUUGUGUCCCCGGCGGAAGAACUGGCUCAAAAGGAUGAUCUCCAGCUUUUAUUCAGUGCAAUAACCUCAUGGUGCCCUCCCUAUAAUCUGCCUUGGAGGAAGAGUGCAGGGGAAGUACUAAUGACCAUAUCGCGCCAUGGCCUUAGUGUCAAUGUAGUAAAAUACAUUCAUGAAAAAGAAUGUUUGUCCACGUGUGUUCAGAACAUGCAGCAGUCUGAUGACCUUUCUCCCCUAGAAAUAGUUGAAAUGUUUGCUGGGCUUUCGUGUUUUCUCAAAGAUUCCAGCGACGUAUCACAAACACUCCUGGAUGAUUUUAGGAUAUGGCAAGGAUACAACUUCCUUUGUGACCUCCUGCUCAGAUUAGAACAGGCAAAAGAGGCUGAAUCCAAGGAUGCUUUGAAGGACCUAGUUAAUUUGAUAACUUCCUUGACAACAUAUGGCGUCAAUGAAUUAAAACCAGCUGGGGUUACCACUGGGGUACCUUUUCUACUACCUGGAUUUGCAGUCCCACAGCCUGCAGGCAAAGGUCACAAUGUGAGGAAUAUUCAAGCAUUCUCUGUCCUCCAGAACGCAUUUUUGAAAGCAAAAACUAACUAUCUAGCACAAAUCAUCCUUGAUGCCAUCACAAAUAUUUAUAUGGCGGACAACGCUAACUACUUCAUUUUGGAAUCACAGCACACUUUGUCUCAGUUUGCAGAGAAAAUUUCUAAACUUCCAGAAGUGCAGACCAAAUACUUCGAGAUGCUGGAAUUUGUCGUCUUCAGCUUAAAUUACAUACCCUGUAAAGAACUGAUCAGCGUAAGCAUCCUUCUAAAAUCCAGCACCUCUUACCAGUGUAGCAUCAUUGCAAUGAAGACGCUUCUUAAAUUCACUCGUCAUGACUACAUCUUCAAGGAUGUCUUCAGAGAGGUGGGGCUUUUGGAGGUGAUGGUAAAUCUUCUUCAUAAAUAUGCAGCCCUUUUGAAAGAUCCCACUCAGGCUCUGAACGAUCAAGGGGAUUCAAGAAACAGUUCAUUUGAGGACCAAAAGCAGCUGGCUUUAUUGGUUAUGGAGACCUUGACAGUACUACUACAAGGAUCAAACACAAAUGCAGGUAUUUUCAGGGAGUUUGGCGGCGCAAGAUGCGUGCACAACAUAGUGAAGUAUCCGCAAUGCCGGCAGCAUGCGCUGAUGAUCAUCCAGCAGCUGGUGUUAUCACCUAGUGGGGAAGAUGAUAUGGGCACUUUGUUAGGACUGAUGCACUCAGCUCCACCUACGGAACUGCAGCUGAAGACAGACAUCUUAAGGGCCCUUCUCUCAGUGCUAAGAGAAAGUCACCGCACAAGAACGGUUUUUAGAAAAGUUGGUGGAUUUGUGUAUGUCACAUCUUUACUCGUUGCUAUGGAAAGAUCCUUGUGCUCACCACCUAAGAAUGGCUGGGAGAAAGUAAACCAGAAUCAAGUGUUUGAACUGCUUCACACUGUGUUCUGCACAUUGACUGCAGCAAUGCGCUAUGAGCCAGCCAACUCUCAUUUCUUCAAAACAGAGAUCCAGUAUGAAAAGCUGGCAGAUGCUGUUCGAUUGCUUGGCUGCUUCUCAGACUCAAGAAAAAUAAGUCCCUUGAAUGUCUUCCCUUCAAAUACACAGCUAUUUCAAAGACUAUUGGAGGAUGACCUAAUAUCCCUGGAUUCAGUGUCACCCACGCUACGACACUGCAGCAAACUUUUUAUUUACCUCUACAGAGUAGCAACAGAUUCUUUUGACAGGCAUGCAUAUCACUCUGUUUCAACACCUCCUGUUUACCCUCAGAAAAACAUUGCUGAUGCAAAAGUCCAGACAGGAUCUACAUCCAUACAGAGUUCUGAUGCGGUUAUUAUCCACCCUGGUGCUAUGCUUGCAAUGUUGGAUCUUCUCGCCUCUGUUGGAUCAACUACACAGCCAGAACAUGCACUAGAUCUCCAGCUUGCAGUGGCCAACAUAUUGCAAUCUCUAGUGCAUACAGAAAGAAACCAGCAAGUCAUGUGUGAAGCUGGACUCCAUGCACGACUCCUCCAAAGGUGCAGCGCUGCUCUGGCCGACGAGGACCAUUCGUUGCAUCCCCCGCUCCAGAGGAUGUUUGAAAGGCUGGCGUCUCAGGCGCUGCAGCCGAUGGUGCUGAGGGAAUUUUUACGCCUGGGAAAUCCUUUGAAUUGCGGAGCUUGGGACAAAAAACUACUGAAACAAUAUCGAGUGCACAAACCCAGCUCACUGAGUUUUGAACCAGAAAUGAGAAAUAGCAUGGUUACCUCGAUGGAAGGUCUGGGUUCUGACAAUGUGUUCAGCCUGCAUGAAGACAACCGCUACCGGAUAAGCAAGAGCCUGCUAAAACCAGCAGAAGGGAGCACAGUACCCCUGACGAGAGUGAAGUGUUUGGUGUCCAUGACUACCCCACACGAUAUCAGGCUUCACGGAUCAUCGGUCACUCCUGCAUUUAUUGAAUUUGACACGUCUCUUGAAGGGUUCGGCUGCCUGUUCUUGCCAAGUUUGGCUCCCCAUAACGCACCUACAAAUAACGCUGUCACAACAGGACUUAUCGAUGGUGCAGUUGUCAGUGGAAUUGGAACUGGUGAAAGAUUUUUCCCACCACCAUCUGGCUUAAGCUACUCGACUUGGUUUUGCAUUGAACAUUUUAGUACGCCUCCCAAUAACCACCCUGUCAGACUGCUUACUGUAGUGCGACGUGCAAACUCCUCUGAGCAGCACUAUGUAUGCCUUGCCGUUGUCCUCUCAGCAAAAGAUCGGUCACUAAUUGUAUCAACUAAAGAAGAGUUACUUCAAAACUACGUUGAUGACUUCAGUGAAGAAUCAUCAUUUUAUGAAAUUCUCCCUUGUUGUGCUCGUUUCCGCUGUGGUGACCUUAUAGUGGAAGGCCAGUGGCAUCACCUAGUUCUGGUCAUGAGUAAAGGCAUGCUAAAGAACAGUACAGCUGCACUCUACCUGGAUGGACAGCUUGUUAACACUGUCAAGCUUCACUACAUUCACAGUAGUCCUAGUGGGUCUGGUUCUGCCAACCCACCUGUGGUCAGCACCGUUUAUUCCUAUAUUGGCACGCCACCAGCCCAGCGCCAGCUCUCCUCCUUGGUGUGGCGUUUGGGGCCUACGCACUUCUUGGAGGAAGUUUUGCCUGCUGCAAGCGUUAGCACUAUUUAUGACCUGGGACCAAAUUACGUUGGAAGUUUUCAAGCCGUGUACUUACCAUGCAAAGAUUCUAAGUCGGAAGGAGUCAACUCGUCUCCAGUAUCUUUGGUACCAGAAGAGAAGGUCUCUUUUGGUCUCUAUGCACUCUCAGUUUCUUCGUUCACCGUGGCAAAAAUAAGGAAAGUUUACAACAAGUUGGAUAGUAAAGCCAUUGCAAAACAGCUGGCAAUUUCUUCUCAUGAAAAUGCCACACCUGUGAAAUUGCUACAUAACUCAGCAGGGCAUCUGAAUGGACCAGCACGCACUAUUGGUGCAGCUUUGAUAGGAUAUUUGGGAGUCAGAACGUUUGUCCCCAAGCCUGUUGCCACUACACUGCAGUACAUAGGUGGAGCUGCUGCUAUUUUGGGGCUUGUAGCCAUGGCAUCAGAUGUAGAAGGAUUGUAUGCAGCUGUGAAGGCGUUGGUCUGUGUGGUAAAGAGCAAUCCACUAGCCAGUAAAGAAAUGGAAAGAAUCAGAGGUUAUCAGUUACUGGCAAUGCUGUUAAAGAAGAAACGUUCCCUUCUGAACAGUCACAUCCUCCAUCUGACCUUUUCCUUGGUGGGAACUGUCGAUAGUGGGCACGAGACCUCCAUUAUCCCAAAUUCUACUGCCUUCCAGGAUCUACUCUGUGAUUUUGAAGUCUGGCUUCAUGCGCCCUAUGAGCUUCAUCUGUCGCUAUUUGAGCACUUCAUUGAACUUCUCACAGAGUCCAGUGAAGCAGCGAAGAACGCCAAAUUAAUGAGAGAAUUCCAGCUCAUCCCAAGACUACUCUUGACUCUUCGAGAUAUGUCUCUGUCCCAACCCACUAUUGCUGCAAUUAGUAAUGUGCUGAGCUUUUUGCUUCAAGGCUUCCCUAGCAGCUAUGACUUGCUCAGGUUUGGACAGUUCAUCUCUUCCACUUUACCUACAUUUGCAGUCUGUGAGAAGUUUGUAGUCAUGGAAAUAAACAAUGAAGAAAAACUUGACAGUGGAACAGAGGAUGAUUUUGGAGGGCUUGUGUCUGCUAAUCUUAUUCUACUGCGGAACAGGCUAUUGGAUAUCCUUCUGAAACUUUUGUAUACAUCUAAAGAAAAGACAACUGUUAAUUUGCAGGCAUGUGAAGAACUAGUCAAGACACUGGGUUUUGAUUGGAUUAUGAUGUUUAUGGAAGAACACCUCCAUUCCACCACUGUCACAGCAGCCAUGAGAAUUCUUGUGGUCCUGUUGAGUAAUCCAUCUAUCUUGAUCAAAUUUAAGGAAGGUCUCAGCGGUGGAGGCUGGCUUGAUCAGACGGAUUCUGUCUUGACCAAUAAGAUUGGUACUGUGCUAGGGUUCAACGUUGGCAGGAGUGCUGGAGGCAGAUCAACGGUCAGGGAGAUUAACCGGGACGCUUGCCAUUUUCCCGGCUUCCCCGUUCUUCAGUCCCUUCUCCCUAAGCACACUAAUGUACCUGCACUCUAUUUCCUCCUCAUGGCCCUUUUCCUGCAGCAGCCAGUCACUGAACUGCCCGAAAACCUGCAGGUCAGUGCGCCUGUCAGCAGCAGCCGAUGUAAUCGGGGUUGCCAGUUUGAUUUAGACUCUAUUUGGACAUUCAUAUUUGGAGUUCCUGCCUCCUGUGGCACUGUUACCUCUUCAGUACACAAUGUUUGCACAGAAGCUGCCUUCUUGUUAUUGGGAAUGCUGAGGAGCAUGCUGAAUUCUCCUUGGCAGUCUGAGGAAGAAGGCUCUUGGCUUCGUGAAUACCCAGUCACCUUGAUGCAAUUCUUCCGGUAUUUGUAUCACAACGUGCCGGACCUGGUUUCUUUGUGGAUGAGCCCAGAGUUCCUGUGUGCGCUGGCAGCAACUGUGUUUCCUUUCAACAUACGACCUUACUCUGAGAUGGUCACUGAUCUUGAUGAUGAAGUGGGGUCCCCAGCUGAAGAGUUCAAAGCCUUUGCAGCUGACUCUGGCAUGAACAGGAGCCAGUCAGAAUACUGCAAUGUGGGCACCAAGACAUAUCUAACCAACCAUCCUGCCAAGAAGUUUGUGUUCGACUUCAUGCGUGUGCUGAUAAUUGAUAACUUAUGUCUGACACCAGCCAGCAAGCAGACUCCACUAGUAGAUCUUCUGCUAGAGGCUUCCCCCGAGAGAUCAACACGAACACAGCAGAAGGAGUUUCAGACAUACGUUUUGGAUAGCGUGAUGGACCACUUACUUGCAGCUGAUGUUUUAUUGGGUGAAGAUGCGUCUCUACCUAUAACAAGCGGAGGAAGCUAUCAAGUGCUGGUGAACAAUGUGUUUUAUUUUACGCAGCGUGUGGUAGAUAAGCUUUGGCAGGGCAUGUUCAACAAAGAAUCCAAACUUCUUGUAGACUUCAUAAUCCAGCUCAUUGCACAGUCAAAAAGAAGAUCUCAGGGAUUAUCGCUGGAUGCCAUUUAUCACUGCCUGAAUAGGACCAUCUUGUAUCAGUUCUCAAGGGCGCAUAAAACUGUUCCUCAGCAAGUUGCUCUCCUUGAUUCCCUAAGGGUCCUUACUGUGAACAGAAACUUAAUUUUGGGGCCUGGGAAUCACGACCAAGAGUUCAUCAGCUGCCUAGCUCACUGCUUGAUUAAUCUGCAUGUGGGAAGCAACGUAGAUGGGUUUGGAUUGGAAGCAGAAGCCAGGAUGACAACAUGGCACAUAAUGAUCCCCUCUGAUAUAGAACCAGAUGGAGUUUACAAUCAAGACGUCAGUGAAGGUCGCCAGCUUCUUUUAAAAGCCAUAAACAGAGUGUGGACAGAGCUGAUUCAUAGUAAAAAACAGGUUUUGGAAGAGGUUUUCAAAGUGACGCUACCUGUCAAUGAUCGUGGCCAGGUGGAUAUAACUGUUGCAAGACCUUUUAUUGAAGAAGCAAGUUUAAAAUGUUGGCAAAAUCAUUUAGCCCAUGAGAAGAAAUGCAUCAGCAGAGGAGAGGCUUUGGUUCCAACCACGCAGUCCAAACUUUCUCGAGUUAGCAGUGGGUUUGGCCUCUCUAAACUAACUGGUUCCAGGAGAAACCGAAAGGAGAGUGGGCUCAACAAGCACAAUCUAUCUACACAGGAAAUUUCCCAGUGGAUGUUUACUCACAUUGCAGUGGUUCGGGACCUGGUAGACAUGCAGUAUAAGGAAUAUCAGGAGCGGCAGCAGAAUGCGUUAAAAUACGUGACAGAAGAGUGGUCUCAGAUUGAAUAUGAGUUACUGCGGGAGCGAGGUCUGUGGGGUCCUCCCAUCGGCUCCCAUCUCGACAAGUGGAUGUUGGAGAUGACCGAGGGUCCCUGCAGAAUGAGGAAGAAGAUGGUGCGAAAUGAUAUGUUUUAUAUUCAGUAUCCAUACAUGCCUGAAGCUGAGCAAGAGACAAAUUUGUUGUCUGACUUCCCAAGUAAACUUCCUGAGACACCCGAUGAUACCAUUCCUCAAAAGAAACCUGCUCGUUACCGAAGGGCCGUAAGUUACGACAGCAAGGAGUACUACAUGCGCCUCGCUUCUGGAAACCCUGCGGUCUUCCAGGACGCUAUAGAAGAGAAUACAGUGGGUGAAACUGCUCAGCAGGAGCCUGAGCAUGGGGAGGACACCAUUGCGAGAGUCAAAGGCCUAGUAAAGCCUCCUCUGAAAAGAUCGCGCUCUGCUCCUGAUGGAGGAGAUGAGGAGAAUCAGGAACAAUUGCAGGAUCAAAUUGUUGAGGGGAGUUCAAUCGAUGAAGAAGAGAAAACCGACAAUACAACUUUGCUUCGGCUCCUCGAAGAAGGAGAGAAGAUUCAGCAUAUGUACCGCUGUGCUCGAGUUCAGGGCCUUGACACCAGCGAAGGGCUGCUUCUCUUUGGGAAAGAGCAUUUCUACGUGAUUGAUGGAUUUACAAUGACAGCCACCAGGGAAAUACGGGAUAUUGAGACGUUGCCUCCAAAGAUGCAUGAGCCAAUCAUUCCCAGGGGAGCAAGGCAAGGUCCAAGUCAACUCAAAAGAACAUGCAGCAUUUUUGCAUACGAGGAUAUCAAGGAAGUACAUAAAAGGAGAUACCUGUUGCAGCCAAUCGCAAUUGAAGUUUUCUCAGGAGAUGGACGGAACUAUCUUCUAGCUUUCCAAAAAGGGGUUAGAAAUAAAGUUUAUCAAAGGUUUUUGGCUGUAGUACCAUCUUUAACUGACAGUUCAGAGUCAGUGUCUGGACAGAGACCAAACACCAGUGUAGAACAAGGGUCUGGCUUGCUUAGCACUUUAGUUGGAGAGAAAUCUGUUACUCAGAGAUGGGAAAGAGGAGAAAUCAGUAAUUUCCAGUACCUGAUGCACUUGAACACUCUGGCGGGUAGAUCCUAUAAUGAUCUCAUGCAGUAUCCUGUCUUUCCCUGGAUCCUUGCGGAUUAUGAUUCGGAGGAAUUGGAUCUUACAAAUCCCAAGACAUUCAGAAACCUGGCCAAGCCCAUGGGUGCUCAAACAGAAGACAGGCUAGCCCAGUACAAGAAACGAUACAAAGAUUGGGAAGAUCCCAAUGGAGAAACUCCAGCUUAUCACUAUGGGACCCACUAUUCAUCUGCCAUGAUAGUGGCUUCCUAUCUUGUCCGGAUGGAACCUUUUACUCAGAUAUUCUUGCGGCUGCAGGGCGGGCACUUCGACUUGGCCGACCGAAUGUUUCACAGCGUGCGGGAGGCUUGGUAUUCGGCGUCGAAGCACAACAUGGCAGACGUCAAGGAGCUCAUCCCGGAGUUCUUCUACCUCCCCGAGUUCCUGCUCAAUUCCAACAACUUUGACCUAGGUUGCAAACAAAAUGGCACUAAACUUGGGGAUGUAAUACUCCCGCCAUGGGCAAAAGGAGACCCUCGUGAAUUUAUCAGGGUUCAUCGGGAGGCUCUGGAAUGUGACUUUGUGAGUGCACAUCUGCAUGAGUGGAUUGACUUGAUCUUUGGCUACAAACAGCAAGGUCCUGCUGCAGUAGAAGCUGUAAAUGUCUUUCACCAUCUCUUCUAUGAGGGGCAGGUGGACAUAUAUAACAUCAACGAUCCAUUAAAAGAGACGGCUACCAUAGGAUUCAUUAAUAACUUUGGGCAGAUACCAAAGCAGCUCUUUAAAAAACCGCAUCCACCAAAACGGGUUAGAAGCCGAGUGAACGGAGAGGUGAUGGGAACCUCUCUGCCGCCUGGUUCUACAAGUGACAAGAUUUUUUUCCAUCAUUUAGACAACCUGCGGCCAUCCCUUGCACCAGUAAAAGAGCUGAAGGAGCCCGUAGGGCAGAUCGUGUGUACCGAUAAAGGCAUUCUGGCAGUAGAGCAAAAUAAAGUUCUCAUCCCGCCUACAUGGAACAAAACUUUUGCUUGGGGCUACGCAGAUCUCAGCUGUAGACUGGGUACCUACGAGUCGGACAAGGCAGUGAUUGUUUAUGAGUGUUUGUCAGAGUGGGGUCAGAUACUGUGCGCUAUUUGUCCAAACCCCAAACUAGUUAUCACUGGAGGAACAAGCACGGUGGUGUGUGUGUGGGAAAUGGGCAUCUCCAAAGAAAAGGCUAAAGCCCUCACGCUGAAACAGGCGUUACUCGGUCAUACUGACACUGUCACAUGUUUAACAGCAUCACUAGCUUAUCACAUAAUUGUGAGUGGGUCCCGGGAUCGCACCUGCAUCAUCUGGGACUUGAAUAAACUUUCGUUUCUAACACAGCUUCGAGGUCACAGGGCUCCAGUUUCAGCCCUCUGUAUAAAUGAAUUAACGGGGGACAUUGUGUCCUGUGCUGGCACUUACAUCCACGUGUGGAGUAUUAACGGCAACCCUACUGCAAGCGUGAACACGUUCACCGGCCGAAGCCAGCAGAUCUUGUGCUGCUUUGUGUCAGAGAUGAAUGAGUGGGAUACGCAGAACGUCAUCGUGACGGGACACUCGGAUGGAGUUGUCCGGUUCUGGCGGAUGGAGUUUUUGCAAGUGCCAGAAACACCAGCUCCAGAGCCCGUGGAGAUACUAGAAAUGCAAGAGGAUUGUCAGGAAGCACAAAUAGGGCAGGAAGCCCAGGAAGAGGAGAGCAGUGACUCCGAGGCGGAUGAUCCGUGCAUCAGCCAGGACACAAAACCGCAGGAGAGUCAGAGUCAACCAAGCAGCACCAGCCACCGGCCGAGGUCCUCGUCGAACAGAGCGGCAGCAGCGGCGUGGUCCGCCGAUAGCGGCUCCGAUGACUCGAGGCGUUGGUCGGACCAGCUCAGCCUGGACGAGAAAGACGGCUUUAUCUUUGUGAAUUAUUCUGAGGGACAAGCAAAAGUGCAUUCCCAUGCUCAGGUUAACCACCCACACCCCAGCUAUGCUGAAGCACGGCACUACAGCAAGCUUAAACCAGGAUACAGAUGGGAGCGUCAGCUAGUGUUCAGGAGCAAAUUAACUAUGCACACCGCAUUUGAUCGCAAGGACAACGCACAUCCAGCAGAAAUCACGGCACUUGGCAUCUCUAAGGAUCACAGCAGAAUUCUGGUUGGGGAUGUCCGGGGCAGAGUGUUCAGCUGGUCUGUAAGCGAUCAGCCUGGCCGAUCUGCGGCGGAUCACUGGGUGAAGGACGAGGGGGGAGACAGCUGUUCGGGCUGCACGGUCCGUUUUUCCCUCACGGAGAGGCGUCACCAUUGCAGGAACUGUGGGCAACUCUUCUGCCAGAAGUGCAGUCGGUUUCAAUCCGAAAUCAAGCGCCUGAAGAUUUCAUCGCCGGUCAGGGUCUGUCAGAACUGUUACUACAACCUGCAGCACGAGCGGGGUUUGGAGGAAGGGCCCAGGAAUUGACGGGGUAACGAGCGGAGAGCGGAGCCGCGGGGGGACCCCGUCCAGCGCCGCCGCUCCGAGGACGAACCGUCGGGUCGUGCAGUGAUCAGAAGGGAUUAGGAUAUCGCCUGUUUACACUUAAGUUUAUACUGCGUUUUAAGCACUGAAAGUAAAAGGGAUCAUUGAAUUGGUUUGUGGUGAUUGAAGGUGUAUGAGGCUAACAGAAUAUUUAAAUGAAGAACAAGGCCCAGGAAGACAUGAGUGAUGACUGCAAAUACAAUAAAACUGUCAACCUCUAAAUCUCUCUGUUGACGUGGCUAUCAAGAAAAUCCUCACUUAUCCUAACCACCCGUUCUUGUCUUGUUUUUGUAGAGCUAGUCAUCUUUACUGGGGGGAGGAGGGGAAGGGGAAGGCUUUUUAGAAGAUAGUUGUAAAUCUGCCUUCUUCGCAAGCAACUGUGUAUAUUGUAAAUAGGUAUAAUGGCCUUUUUAUCUAAUUAUGAACUUAACUGCCUGUUACAUGGGACUUCAGAUUAACCACUAUACUUUGUGUGUCAUCUUUAUCUCAUCUAUCAACUUAAAUAUGAAUGUUCAGAAAAGAAAAAAAAAACUCAAAGGCAUUAUGUGUAUUUCUGUUAAAAAUCCAGUCUGUGCAUGUUUGUUCUUUCAGUUGCCCACAGUAUCUUAAUUUAAAUAAGGCUAUUCAUAGAACUACAUGGAUUUUUCAAAAGAGAACUUUUUUUGAGAAUAGGACUUGGAGUAUUUUAUUCUAAUUGUAAGAUAACCAGGAACUAAAUUGUACACUUUUGUUGCAUUUUAUACCAAACUAUUUACCACCUCAGUGUUGCUCAUAUUUAAUGAGGCCUCUUUUAUACAUAUGUCAGAGCUGCAGUUUUGUUAAUUACUGAAUGUUCGUUCGCAGCUGAUUCAUGCAGUGCAAGAACCAGCUUUUACCUUCUUUAGUCAAUAGCAGUUGGCUUGCGUAUAGCUACGGAAUUAAUUUCCUGUGCAUAAAAUUAACCACUGUUGUCCCGUACUGUAGCUCGGUUUCAAAAAAUGUAUGGAACAACGUAGUCGUUGCUCAGUAACUGCGUAGUAUUAAUAACGUCAGAAAUGCUUCCUAAAGCCUGUCUUUACGUUCCAGUACGUGGCAUCAGCCUGAGGACAGCAGUUGAUUUUCCUUUACCGUUUUUAAGUUUUAAUACAAAUUUAAUAGCAGUAUGUUUUUUCUUUUUGUUGUUUUUUUUUUUGUUUUUUUUAACUACUUGGUCAUUUGUUUUGCACUACCUGUGGGAUGAAGUAGAGACACUGACAUCCACUGAGAUUGGAACACAUGCAUCAGGCCCAUGGACUUAUUUUCUGAAUGAGGUCUUGACGGUGUUUUUUUUUUUUUUUUAAAAAAAAAAAAAAGAAGAAGAAGAAGAAAAAAAUGUGCGUGUAUAUAUUUUGUAAAUGGGUGACAAACUGGUAUAGAUUUAGGUUAUAUUCACAGUGGAUCCUUUUAAAUAACAGUAAGGACACGACCCAAACCAACAGAAGGCCAGUGGCGGCUCAGCUCCCGCUCCGGGGACGUCUCUGCGAGGUUUCUUCGCACCGAGCAGUGGCAUCGGCCUUCGCCGGUGUGAUCGGAGCAGAGCCCAUCCCCGGGGCGGCGAGGGCCUCGAACGGACCCUGUCCUUCGAAUUGCACCGCCCGAAGCGGCGGGCGCCCGGAGACGGCGCGAGCUCCUUCCGGAGGGUCCUCGGCGCUGCCUGGGCACAUCUGUCUUCUCUUGAUUUGAGCUUCUAGCGGUGAAUAAUUUGUUAAUCCUGACCACUUGCUAUUUACCCUGAUGUCACAUGUUUAUGCACUGAAGGUUAAAUAUGUAUUUUGAUACAUGUUUGUUUAUUAUGUACGUGCUGGUCUGUAAAAUUAGAUAAAUUCCUGUUUUGGUAUGUAUACUGGGUCCCCAAAUGAACAGAGAUGCUUCUUCAGAGCCCUUGCACACUGUUGAGUAAAUGCAGGUUUAUUUAGAUUAGCCGACCCAAAUAGACCCCUUUUGAAUCCAAGCUGUGACGAUCGCGUAGCCGCUCUCCGUGGCUACCUUGACAAGUUCGUCCUUAAAAGUGAACCAACCCAACAUCCUCAGUAGGAGCGUGUGGAGCCCCUGAAUUCCUGUACCCCGAUGCUCUCGGUGAUGUUGCCUUGACCCUUCCCAAAAGGAUGCCAAAACAGCAUAGUUUGGAAGCCAGGCUAGUGGCCUGGACCUUUGCAGGUCAAAGAAAUGCGGCUAUUUUAACAUCUGGUAAAUGCCGUCGAGUCCGCAGAGUUUUCUCCCUUUGCCUCCACUUUUCAGAUCAAAACCACAUUACCAAAUAAUAAUAAUAAGUUUUCUAUGGACCGAAACUUAAUUGACUCUUACAGCCGCAUGAUUAAACCCUGAGGAAAACGGGGCUUCUGACAGUAACGCUAAUAUAACCAAAACACUAAAACGAAACGUUGGCGUUUAGUGCUCGCGCGGGGCCGUAAACGUCGGGGGCCGGGAGCGAAGGCGCAGUCAGCCGCGUUUAACUACCCAGGCACGUCGUACCCGUGUUAUUCUACGCCUUUGACAUCUGGCAGCGUACUUCAAAAUCCACGGUCGCUUAUUCGUCCCAAAUUCUGUAGCGUAGAGGUUGAGUUAGUACUUCACCCGAACUUGCGCUUUGCAAACCGGUAACUGCAGCCCUCUGGCUCGAUUUCUCCCAAAAGAGAAGUCCCAAAACAUGGCC